GAACUAUUAGUAAUAAACUGACUGAAAUAGUUAAUUAAUUAUAAUUWAUAUUAAUUGUACAACAUUUAGCAACAGCCAAACACAUAUAAAAAAGAUUAAAUUAAACACUUAACUUACAAUAAUUUUGAUUAUUGAAUCAUCAUUUUUUUWAAUGUUUAUCACAACAAAAUUACCAAUGAUCUAGGUAGUCGUUCGAGUCCAAUUCGUCUAAUUGAGUAGUGCAUAGCGUCAUAAAGAAGCAGAUAGUCGUGUUCCAAUCGAUAUGUAUUAACCUUAUAAAUUUUCGAAAAUACCUACCCACUAAAAAAUUAUUUUGUACGAAUUUCUACUGUUGAACACAAUUUUGGACUGAAUUAAAAUGGCAGUAAUUUGUGAGGAGUUGCCAAAGUGUAACUCAUGUGAAGCCAGAGUAAUGAAUUAUACCCCAGAAUUUGUUAAACAACUUAACACUGAAUUUAGCAAAUUAAAAGAUUUUCAAAUKUUUAUUGUAAAAUACAAUAAAAAUCCUGAUUUGGUUAACGAUUUGUGUGAGACAUGUCGAAUUACGAAGUGGCGAAAGCUAAAAUACCCCAGUUAUAGUAAAAUGAAACAACAGUACCUACAGUCUGGUACUCUGAUAAAAAGCUUGUUUUCUUUUAGGUCAGCUUUAAUGUUUACAGCACUGUUACUAGGAAUCCUAUCAAAUUACUCUUUUAUUUUUUACACAUCUUCUAACACCAAAGGUCUCACACAAGAGAAAUUGAAGUCCACGAUGAUGUCAAUAAAGGAUCAUUUUCCGUCACUGCAGCGGGGCAUAGCAAACAAACUAGGUGCCGCUUUUUUACGGCUUCAAACGCCAGCGUUCUACACAAGCGUUUUGGCCAAAAAACAUAUAUUUAUUGACUCUAACCAAAGCUUAUGGAUGAAUGGAUCGGAGUGGUCUAGUUAUUCGGACAUCMAUCAUGAAGAYAAACUAUAUGAAAAGUUGAAUGAGCCACUUAAGAAGAACGAAGUGCUGGUGUUGGAAAACUUGCAAGACUUGCCGUGGUCAUUGGCCAAGGGGCUGCACCAUCUGUGCGACUCAGAAAAUCCGAAGUUUGCAAAAGCCAUGUACAUGCURGAACUUAAGGUGAAUCGUAACCUACAACAGUUAUCCGAAAGGGACAAGCUAGCAGUAGCCGAAGAGGCCAUGAACAUUGCAUGGAAGGAUGCCCCGAACGAGUUCAGAGCCCCACUGAUUACCCGGCUAACAUCAUUCGUAGAUGUAGUACAGUGGGAAUCGGAUAAACCAUGUUCAGAAGAUUCUUUCAUCAGAAUUUCACCAUGAAUCUUCUCUUUCACUCCAAUACAGCUUCCAUAUAGUAAGCUGACAAGUGGUUCACUUGUUCACUGCUCGCUUAUAUGUUGAUAAUUGGUAAUAAUUAAUAUUAUAAAAUCAUGAUUUUUGUAUCACAAUUUUUUUAUCUAUGCUUUGUCUKCUGAGACACUAGUUUUUUACUUUAUUAUAUAUUAUAUUUAUAAUUGUUACAUUUAUCUAUAAUAGGAAUGGUAUAUACUGUUAU
This is a messenger RNA of Diuraphis noxia (Russian wheat aphid), 1541 nucleotides long. RefSeq lists its product as uncharacterized. NCBI's taxonomy places the organism in Eukaryota, Metazoa, Arthropoda, Insecta, Hemiptera, Aphididae. The record is from RefSeq and is a predicted model, not a curated record.